Molecule: messenger RNA, 1174 nt
Organism: Eptesicus fuscus (big brown bat)
Lineage: Eukaryota; Metazoa; Chordata; Mammalia; Chiroptera; Vespertilionidae
Gene: ARL4A
Product: ADP ribosylation factor like GTPase 4A
Exons: 2
Coding region: 262-864 (200 amino acids)
Biological process (GO): vesicle-mediated transport; intracellular protein transport
Cellular component (GO): cytoplasm
Molecular function (GO): GTP binding; GTPase activity
Source: RefSeq, a predicted model, not a curated record
GGGAGCGGUCGGCGGAGCUCCGUUAGGGCAGCCUGGCCCCGGCGCCCGCCCGGCCCCUCUCGCAGCGGCGUCUGGGCCCCCGCCACCGCCCGGGCCUCGCCGGUGCCCUCCGGCCGGUCCCCGCGCGCUCCCGAGCGGCUGCGAGCGAUGUGGGACGCGGACGGUUCAUCAGCAGUCUUGUAGCUGGAUCCCCUGGGAAGAAAAGUUGUAAAGCAUCGCGAAGAAAGCCUUUCCACUGGGAACACUGAUUUGCAACUGGAAAUGGGGAAUGGACUGUCAGACCAAACUUCCAUCCUGUCCAGCCUGCCUUCGUUCCAGUCCUAUCACAUCGUUAUUCUGGGUUUGGACUGUGCCGGGAAAACAACGGUGUUAUACAGGCUGCAGUUCAACGAAUUCGUCAAUACUGUGCCCACCAAAGGAUUCAACACCGAAAAAAUUAAGGUAACCUUGGGAAAUUCUAAGACAGUCACGUUUCACUUCUGGGAUGUAGGUGGCCAGGAGAAACUGAGGCCACUGUGGAAGUCCUACACCAGAUGCACAGAUGGCAUUGUGUUUGUUGUGGACUCCGUUGACGUUGAAAGGAUGGAAGAGGCGAAAACCGAACUUCAUAAAAUCACUAGGAUAUCAGAAAAUCAAGGCGUCCCCGUACUCAUAGUUGCUAACAAACAAGACCUGAGGAACUCGUUGUCUCUCUCAGAAAUUGAGAAAUUGUUAGCCAUGGGGGAACUGAGCUCGGCGACGCCCUGGCAUUUGCAGCCCACCUGUGCAAUCAUAGGAGACGGACUGAAGGAAGGACUGGAGAAACUCCACGAGAUGAUCAUUAAGAGAAGAAAGAUGUUGCGGCAACAGAAAAAGAAAAGAUGAGUGGUGAUGCCUUUCCUGUCCGUGUGGAGUAGAUCUCCUCUGGUCUGAUUUUGACAAAUGGAAGCCUGGUUUGCCUGCCUGCCCUUCUGGAUGCUCUUAAAGCUUUGUUUUGUUGAACAGUCCGAUGCCCAACUCGGUUGCCUUGUGGAAGAUGAGCAAAUGCCGUGCUUCUUAAAAUGGUCUCUUCUCCCUCCCCCACAAAUCUUUUGGUACUGCCAUUUUGGGAAGCCAAGCAAGGAUAGUAAAUUGACCAGAAAACAGUUGUGGAAAUUUGACCUCAAGUUAGAGAAAUAAAACUUUGAAGAAUGUC